UUAAUCCCCAACCAGCCAUGUGGUUCUUCCCAUAUAGGAGACAUGGCAACUUAUUUGCAAUAUUUCUGGGGCCUAUCUUUCUCAAUUUCACUUUAUUUUGUUCACUCAAUAUCUUCAUCUCAUGUUUACAUUGUUUAUCUAGGGCAUAACCAAUUUCGUAACCCUAUUGUUACUUCAAACUCUCAUAUUCAACUCCUCUCUAAUGUCUUUGCAAGUGAAGAAGAAGCUAAAAAAUCCAUGCUCUAUAGCUACAAGCAUAGCUUCUCAGGCUUCUCAGCAAAGCUUAAUUCAACUCAAGCAGCUACCAUUGCCAACAUGAAAGGAGUAUUAUCAAUAUUCAGAAGCAAGACACUAGACUUGCACACCACAAGAAGCUGGGACUUCCUAGGCCUUAUCUUGGAAAGAACUAGUGCAGCAACUCCUCUGCAAUUGAGCUAUGGCGAUAACGUUAUUGUUGGGAUCUUUGAUUCAGGGAUAUGGCCAGAAUCCGAAAGUUUCAAGGAAAAGAUAUGUUUAGGUCCAAUUCCACCAUCUUGGAAGGGAAAAUGUGUUAAAGGAGAAGAAUUUGAUCCUAAAAAAGCAUGUAACCGCAAAUUGAUUGGUGCUCGAUACUACUAUAAAGGAUUUGAAGAAGAAUAUGGACCUUUAAACAAGACUGAAGAAUAUCGAUCAGCUCGAGACUUUCUUGGUCAUGGAACACAUGUAGCUUCAACAGCAGUUGGAUCCAUAGUUUUAAAUGCAAGUUUUUUUGGUUUUGGACAAGGCAAUGCUAGGGGUGGAGCACCAAGAGCAAGAUUAGCAGUUUACAAGACUUGUUGGAAUAAAAAAUUGGAUGAAAAUGGAAAAUGUGAAGAAGCUGAUAUUCUUGCAGCUUUUGAUGAUGCAUUAAAAGAUGGUGUGAAUAUAAUAUCAGCUUCUUUUGGUUCAUUGCCACCUGAUUUGGUUCAGUUCUUUGAAUCAAGUGUAGAUAUUGGUUCAUUUCAUGCAAUGCAAGCUGGUGUUCCUGUUGUUUUCUCAGCUGGAAAUGGAGGUCCUGAUCCUUCUUUAAUAGGAAAUGUGUCUCCUUGGAGUAUUUGUGUUGCUGCUUCCACUAUUGAUAGAUCAUUUCCAACUCAGAUUGUUCUAGACACUAAUCUCACUGUUAUGGGAGAAGGCUUAUUAACCAAAGAGAUCAAAGGAAAAUUGGCAAGUGCAUCAAUGUAUUUUGAUGAUGGGGUUUGCGCAAUGGAGGCCUGGAAUAAUAUAAAAGCAAAAGGGAAGAUUGUUAUAUGCUUUGCAAAUGUGGGGCCAAUAUCAUUGAGUGUAAUAGCACAAGAAGCAGUGAAGAAAGCAGAAGGAUUGGGUUUGAUCUUUGUUGACUCUCCCACAAAGCAGAAUGUUGAUGUUGAUAUUAUCCCCACUGUUCUUGUUGAUACUACUCAAGGAUCUACAAUUCUUAACUUUCUUUCUCAGUUUGUUUUCCUGCCAGUGAUAAAAAUAUUACCAAGUAGAAGUGUUGUUGGGAAGUCAGUAGCACCUGCGGUAGCAUCCUUCUCUUCCAGAGGGCCAAGCCCACUUUCACCUGAUUUUCUGAAGCCAGACUUGACGGCUCCAGGAGUGAAUAUACUAGCAGCUUGGUCUCCCAAAAUUCCUCCAAGCCUAGUGCCAGACGCAGAUAAUCGCUCUGUCGAUUGGAAUUUCCAAUCAGGAACUUCAAUGUCUUGCCCUCAUGUUUCAGGCGUAGCUGCACUUGUUAAAUCUCUCCAUCCCGACUGGUCUCCUGCAGCCAUUAAAUCUGCUCUGAUGACUACUGCUUCCACAAGAGAUGUAACAUUUGAUAGCAUUCUAGCUGGAGGAUCAAUGGAGUUAUCAGAUCCCUUUGACAUUGGAGCAGGCCAUAUAAAUCCAUUAAAAGCAAUAGAUCCAGGUCUAGUUUAUGACAUGAAAUCCAAAGAUUAUAUUCCUUUCCUCUGCAACCUCGGCUACACGAAACAACAAAUCCAAAUAUUAGUCGGUACAGACACGAUAGACUGUAGCUCUUCCCUAAUUGCAGACAUAAAUUACCCGUCAAUCACAGUCUCUAAUCUCCAAUCUACUACUACUGUUAGAAGAACUGUUCGAAAUGUCGGUCCAAAUAGAAUUGCUAUUUACUUUGCUAAAAUUGUCGAGCCGAAUGGUGUGGAAGUAGUCAUUUGGCCUCGGAUUUUGCUAUUCACAUAUUUCAGGAAAGAGCUUUCCUAUUAUGUGACUCUAAAGCCAUUGAAGAAAUCUCAAGGGAGAUAUGAUUUUGGAGAGAUAGAAUGGUCUGAUGGAUUUCACUGUGUUAGGAGCCAAUUGGUUGUGUUGGUGAAUACUGCCAUGGAUGAUGGUUCUGCUCAUCAUCAUCAUCUUUUAUCAAGCGUUUAAGGUUUCUUCAUUAAGAAAUUAUUUUUCUUUUAAAAGCAUAUUUGUAUUACGUAAGGUUUAUGUUGAUAUGUAAUAAGCGCAAUAACUAUCACCAUUACUACUAUUAUUAUCUUAAUAAAUAUUCUUAUUGGAAAUGCAA
Jatropha curcas is the source of this 2524-nucleotide messenger RNA. RefSeq names its product Subtilisin-like serine endopeptidase family protein (gene UNE17). Gene Ontology annotation, biological process: proteolysis. Gene Ontology annotation, molecular function: serine-type endopeptidase activity. NCBI's taxonomy places the organism in Eukaryota, Viridiplantae, Streptophyta, Magnoliopsida, Malpighiales, Euphorbiaceae. The record is from RefSeq and is a predicted model, not a curated record.